This is a messenger RNA of Sphaerodactylus townsendi, 6647 nucleotides long. It is a transcript of the gene HECW1, whose product is annotated as HECT, C2 and WW domain containing E3 ubiquitin protein ligase 1. Lineage: Eukaryota; Metazoa; Chordata; Lepidosauria; Squamata; Sphaerodactylidae. The record is from RefSeq and is a predicted model, not a curated record. Gene Ontology annotation, biological process: regulation of dendrite morphogenesis. Gene Ontology annotation, molecular function: protein binding; ubiquitin-protein transferase activity.
GCGGCGGCGCUGCUCAUCCUUCCCGGGCGCUGCUGCUGAGGAGGAGCCUGGCGGGCGCCUUGUUGGGCCGGAGGCGCUCGGGGUGGGCCUGCGCGAGCCCGCCAAAGGCCGGGACUGCAGCCAUGAGCCGCACGUGUGGGAUCUAAAGCCUGCCUUUGCUGCUGCUGCUGCUGCUGCUGCUGCUGGUGGCGGAGGAGCAUGCUCUGUUCGCAGCCCGGCUUUUCCCAGGAAUUGAUGCACUUACAAUUGACGAGUCAUUAUGCUGCUCCACCUGUGUAGUGUUAAGAAUCUGUACCAGAACAGGUUCCUAGGCCUGGCGGGCAUGGCGUCUCCGUCUAGGAACUCUCAAAACCGGCGCCGGUGCAAAGAACCCCUGAGGUACAGCUACAACCCAGACCAGUUCCACAAUAUGGACAUUGGGAAUGGUCCCCACGAGACAGUAACGAUUCCGCGCUCUACCAGUGACACAGACUUGGUCACCUCGGACAGCCGGUCUACACUCAUGGUCAGCAGCUCCUAUUACUCCAUAGGACAUUCGCAGGACCUAGUGAUUUACUGGGAUAUAAAAGAAGAAGUGGAUGCAGGGGACUGGAUUGGCAUGUAUCUUAUUGAUGAAGUCCUGUCUGAAAACUUCCUGGACUACAAGAACCGUGGGGUGAACGGCUCUCAUCGGGGACAGAUUAUCUGGAAGAUUGAUGCCAGCUCUUACUUUGUAGAGUGUAAGUAUUUCAUAGCAGUCAUACACCGUGAUUCAAUUUUUAAAAGCAUCACCAACGAAGAUUCAGUCCAGGGGCAAGGAAACCGAAGGUUGAUCAGUUUCUCAUUAUCAGAUUUCCAAGCUUUUGGCCUGAAGAAAGGCAUGUUCUUCAAUCCAGAUCCUUAUUUGAAGAUCUCAAUCCAGCCUGGAAAACAUAGCAUCUUCCCAGCUCUUCCUCACCAUGGACAAGAGAAGAGGUCCAAGAUCAUGUAUAAUACUGUCAAUCCCAUCUGGCAACGAGAGCUCUUCAGCUUUGUUUCCCUGCCCACCGACGUCCUGGAAAUAGAGGUUAAAGACAAGUUUGCAAAGAGUCGGCCAAUCAUUAAGCGUUUCUUGGGGAAGCUUUCUAUGCCGGUCCAGCGGCUGCUGGAGAGAAUUGCCAUUGGGGACAGGGUUGUCAGCUACACUUUGGGGCGCAGGUUGCCAACAGAUCACGUCAGUGGGCAGCUGCAGUUUCGAUUUGAGAUCACGUCUUCCAUUCAUCCAGCAGAUGACGAAGAGGUCUCGAUCACUGCCGAUCCGGAGUCCAUUGAAUUCCAGGAAAGCCCCAUGCAUAACUGGGGUGAGGAAUCCCUUGGUGAAGAGCCUCCCGUAGCCAGCACAGUGAGCUCAGAAAGCUCAGCUCCAGAGAAGCUAAAUGGAUGCCCAGUGAUCUGCAUCAAUGUUGAUGGCUCUGGUGUUGGGGAUCUCACUCAGAACAGCCUUUUAAAAGAAGAGCUAGCAGGAAACGGGGAGAUUGAGGCAGUGCCAGGAGGCGCGGUUGAUCCCGAGGAAUCUGUCCCCGGAGAAAUGAUGCCUUCCCUAAGUGCUGUGGAACUUACCGAGCAACUGUCUCUGCUGGCGUGCACGCCCCCUGAAUCUGAAGUUAGGGAAAACAAUAAAGUCAAUUCCGUGACACAGGGAGACAGUGACUUGUUAACCUGCAUAGAAACUCUAUCUAUUGAUGAGGUGACUGGAGACAUGCAAGCCAUUAAGGAUCAGGAGAAGAGCCAAGAUGAUGGGGCCUCAGCCCAAGAGGAGCAGGAGGAGGAAGAAGGAGAGCAGAACAAGCUGCAGCUAAGAACAGCGGUGAAAAGGAAAAACCGGCCAUGUUCCUUGCCAGUGUCUGAGCUUGAGACGGUGAUAGCCUCCGCUUGUGGAGAGCCCGAGACUCCUCGAACCCACUAUAUCCGGAUCCACAAUCUCCUGCAUAGUUUGCCUUCUGCCCAGAUGAGCAGUGAUGGAGAAGGGGAGGAGGAUCAGGGCAGCGUCGAGAACGAUGAAGAAUUGACAGUCAGGGAGGUGUCAGAAAAGGAUGUGGUUAGUGAAACGGAAACCAUGCUGGCAGAACCGCCCGUGGAAGACGACGCUGAAGAGAACUUUGUUCGGGGGACUGUGCCUCGGAGCACUUCCAUUGAACACCCUACGGCACCGGCCGAACCUCUUCUGGGCCGGCGAGAAGGCCCCAGGACCGAAAGUGAAAGCGGGCAGAGCUGACCAGGCUUGGCGGAAAUCUGAAAUGUGCCAAUGACUGCGUCCUGCUACAGCCCGUCCUGCUACAGCACUUCCUGUUACAGCACCUCGUGCUACAGCACUUCCUGUUACAGCACUUCCGGUCCGGAGAGUACCAACCGGUUCUCAAGCCAUACCCGGUUCUCCUCUCAUGGAGCAGAGUCUGAGGGAUUUCCUGAAAGCUUGGAAUGCUUUUCUUGGGACGAUGAAGAGGAGGAGAACAGCGCUUUUGAGUCAGUCCCAGACUCGGUCCAAAGCCCUGAGUUUGACAGGGAACAAGUGGACGGCUCCGCCCACUGGCCUGAGGAACUGGUAGCUCGUGGAAUGAAUCUGCAGAGAACGGCAGAAAGCGUAGAGUCUCCCGUAGCAGGUCCCAGCAACAGAAGAGAAGGUUUUACUUAUGCUCCGCCAAUUCUCAAUGAUCAAUGGCCUUCCUUGAGACCUGAUCGCCAUCACUUUCACCAUUGUUCAUUUCUUCCUCCAAAUUGGGAAGCUCGCAUAGACAGCCAUGGACGGGUAUUCUACGUGGAUCACGUGAAUCGAACCACCACUUGGCAGCGUCCAACUGCGGCCGCGACUCCUGAUGGAAUACGCAGAUCAGGUUCAAUCCAACAAAUGGAGCAACUGAAUCGACGGUAUCAAAAUAUUCAGCGAACUAUCGCAACAGAGAGGACGGAGGAAGACACUGUGGUCAGUAACAGGGUGGAAAGACUCCCUCCCACAGGGGGCAGCGAUUCUGAGGCAGACUCUUCCCAGCCCAAUUCAGAAGUGAGAAGAGAAGUGUCUCUUUCGCCUGUGAACUCUCAAAAAAUCACGUUGCUGCUGCAGUCUCCGGCUGUCAAGUUCAUCACUAAUCCCGAGUUCUUCACGGUGCUGCAUGCGAACUAUAGUGCCUAUCGAGUCUUCACCAACAGCACCUGCUUAAAACACAUGAUUCUGAAAAUCCGCAGGGAUGCUCGAAAUUUCGAGCGGUAUCAGCACAACAGGGACUUGGUCAAUUUCAUCAACAUGUUCGCUGACACACGGCUGGAACUUCCGCGAGGCUGGGAAAUCAAGACUGACCAGCAAGGCAAGUCCUUCUUUGUUGACCACAACAGCCGUGCCACCACUUUCAUCGAUCCUAGAAUCCCCCUUCAAAAUGGCCGCCUCCCUAAUCAUUUGACCCACAGGCAGCAUCUCCAGCGACUCCGUAGUUACAGUGCUGGCGAGGCAUCAGAGGUUUCUCGCAAUAGAGGGGUUUCUCUGUUGUCCCGACCAGGCCACAGCCUGGUAGCAGCAAUUCGAAGUCAGCAUCAUCAUGAGACGUUACCUCUAGCAUACAAUGACAAGAUAGUUGCAUUCCUACGCCAGCCCAACAUUUUUGAAAUGCUGCAGGAGCGUCAGCCAAGCUUGGCCAGAAACCAUGCACUCAGGGAGAAGAUCCACUACAUUCGGACAGAGGGUACACACGGGCUUGAAAAGUUAUCCUGUGAUGCAGAUUUAGUAAUAUUAUUGAGCCUUUUUGAAGAAGACGUUAUGUCCUACAUCCCUCUCCAAGCAGCCUUCCACCCUGGCUACAGCUUCUCCCCUCGCUGUUCCCCGUGCUCAUCACCUCAGAAUUCUCCAGGCUUGCAACGAGCCAGCGCCAGAGCACCUUCUCCGUACAGGAGAGAUUUUGAAGCUAAGCUUCGCAAUUUUUACCGAAAACUAGAAGCCAAAGGGUUUGGCCAGGGUCCGGGUAAAAUUAAGUUAAUAAUACGGCGUGAUCAUCUGCUGGAAGGCACUUUUAAUCAGGUGAUGGCUUAUUCACGGAAGGAGCUCCAAAGGAACAAACUCUACGUCACGUUUGUUGGAGAAGAAGGCCUGGACUACAGCGGCCCAUCCCGAGAGUUUUUCUUCCUUCUGUCUCAGGAGCUCUUCAACCCCUACUAUGGCCUGUUUGAAUAUUCAGCAAAUGACACUUACACUGUACAGAUCAGCCCCAUGUCAGCGUUCGUAGAAAACCACCUGGAAUGGUUCCGGUUUAGCGGCCGCAUCCUUGGCUUGGCCCUUAUUCAUCAGUACCUCCUUGACGCUUUCUUUACCAGGCCAUUCUACAAAGCACUGUUAAGGCUACCAUGUGACCUAAGUGAUUUGGAGUACCUGGAUGAAGAGUUCCAUCAGAGUUUACAGUGGAUGAAAGACAACAACAUCACCGAUAUCCUGGACCUCACGUUCACAGUUAACGAGGAAGUGUUCGGACAGGUAACAGAAAGAGAGUUGAAGUCAGGAGGCGCAAAUACGCAGGUGACCGAAAAGAACAAGAAGGAGUAUAUUGAAAGGAUGGUGAAGUGGCGCGUGGAAAGGGGUGUCGUUCCAGGCAAACCAGGGCUCUAGAUCAUUGGCUUCUACGAAGUUGUAGACUCAAGGCUCGUCUCUGUUUUCGAUGCCAGGGAGCUAGAAUUGGUUAUAGCUGGCACUGCGGAAAUAGACCUCAAUGACUGGCGCAACAACACAGAAUAUCGGGGUGGUUACCAUGACGGUCAUAUCGUAAUACGAUGGUUCUGGGCUGCCGUAGAAAGAUUCAACAAUGAACAACGGCUACGGCUGCUGCAGUUUGUCACAGGGACCUCUAGCGUGCCAUAUGAAGGUUUUGCAGCCCUUCGGGGAAGCAAUGGACUACGGCGCUUCUGCAUAGAGAAAUGGGGCAAAAUAACAUCCCUUCCCAGGGCACAUACCUGUUUCAACCGCCUGGAUCUUCCACCCUAUCCAUCGUAUUCAAUGCUAUACGAGAAGCUGUUGACGGCUGUGGAGGAAACUAGCACCUUUGGACUCGAAUGAGGGAAGUCAGGUGUAUUCCUGGUCGGUGACAUCAACUUCCUUUUCUGCUGCCAUAUGAUUUUUUUGUGUGUGUUUUGAUUUGUGGGGUGGGAAAUCAGGACUGAUUUUUUAAAAAGCUGUGCAUGAAGAAACAGCCUUCCUUUAAGAACUAACCUUCAUGCUAUCAUCUUCGGUUUCCAAUGGACAACUAGCCUGUAUGCAAUAUAAAACAAAAAAACAAAAACCAACUGUCUCAAGGUCUCUGUGUAUCUCCACAUACCUCCAUUAACAACAACGAAAAUAUGAAUGCAAGUUAUGCUACACUUGACCAAAUGUUAAUGUUUACUUCUAUCUACACCGAUUAAAAAACAACAUUCAAGCAUUCCAAGCUUUCAUAUGCCCACCUCUCCUUGAUUACCCACCGGUCAUCUUGUGUCUUAGCAGCUGUGUCCACUCACGGGAGCCGGCCAAGAAUUCUUUUCAUCCACUCUUGAUUUUCUUGUACCUACAAGAGACACCUAUGAGCAAAACUGGAUUUUUUUAUACAUGAACUCAUAACCCAAAUCAACUGCAUCAGCUGGACCUGGGCCAGAUGCACGGUGCAGAUCAGACAUUUGAAACAAAGCAAACAUGUGAUGCAAUGCAGAAUAAAUUAGUGGUGGUUCAAAAAAAAAGUUCAGCGUGGAAUGACGUUGCGCUUCAAAGCCAUUGAGGCGCGGAGAGGAUUGUAAUGUUUAUUGUGAUGACUUGCCACAAGAGAAACACAAGUCUGUGCACCCAAGAAGGAUGUCUUAUGGUGUAGCGUAAUUCACAAGGCCCGCCUGACCAAUUAUUGUACAUUGUAAAAUGAAAUUGGCAGACUGAUCACUCCCUUCUUGAUAUCUUUUCGUUCUGUUUAUUGAUUCUUUGUUUUCUGAUGUUGAAACACGCCCUUGCAGAAAAGAAAACUCGACAAUCCUGCACUGUAUGUUGGAAGCCAUUAAUUGCUCAUGGUAUCAAUAGACCUCGAGUGGUGGUUUGGUUUUGUUUUUCAUUGCUGUUAAUCCUUCAUAAUCACAGCACUGGCUCGACACAGAAUGAUUUGACCAAAAUUUAGUUCAUGCGAAGCUGCAGAGGAUGACACUGAGGCAGGAUGAACGACCCUGUUAUCCACAGGUGUCAAGCUCACGGCCCUCCAGAUGUUUAUGAACUACAGUUCUCAUCAGCCCUUGCCAGUAUAGCCAAUGCUCAUGUUGGGAGGGACUGAUGGGAAUUGUAGUUCAUGAAUAUCUGGAGGGCCGCGAGUUUGACACCCCUGCUAUUAUCUGUAUUGCAACCAGGUCAGCAUUUGAACAUGUUCCUAAAGCCCCACUGAUCCCAUUUUUAGUGUAUUGGAGAGAUUAAGCUCCUCCGUAACUCUUUGAAAUAAUGGAACGCGUACAGUGCUAUCCUUUGUAGAGUCACUCCUGUCUAAGGCCACUGAAACCCAUGGGUUUAAAACAAGAGCAGUUCUUCUGCAUUGGAUUGCACUGGUUGUGUUACAACCUUUGCCUUGGAUCAGAACGAGGCCCACUGGAAUUUAUGUCUUUUCACAGGCACUGCUGAAACAUAUUUUUUUCAAUAAAGUCAACUUUCUUCUUUC